CGUCAUAUAACGUUACCUAGAAGCAGGAUCUUGAGGAAUGAGGGAACAGACGAAAGAAUGGCGAAAUGGGACUUAUCAGUAACGAGACUUAACAAUGUACUGGCGUUAAAGGAGAAAAAUGGCGGUUGGAAACCAGAUAAAACUAACUUAAACAUAUUGGAAACAAAAGGAUUUAUCAUAGGAGAAAUUGUUGGAGAGGGGAAGUAUUCAAAAGUAAAGAAAGCAUUCUGCACCAGUACCAAAGAAACAGUUGCAAUCAAAAUUAUUCACAAGUCCCGAUUGCGCCCAGCAGAUUGUCAGAAGUUCAUCCCAAGAGAAUUAGAAAUGUUGAGAACAUUGCAACAUCCUGGAUUGUUGGAUGUCAUGCAAUUGUUUGAAUGUGACCGAAUGUUUUACAUCACCAUGGAAUACGCACCAAAUGGAGACUUAACAAAUUUCAUAAAUAAACUUGGUUGUUUAGGUGAAGCAGAUUCACGACGUUUUUUCAAGCAACUGCUGGAUAUUGUUGCUUAUCUCCAUGAGUGUAAAAUUUGUCAUCGUGACAUAAAAUGUGACAAUAUUCUGUUGGAUAGAUAUUUUAAUGUUAAGCUGGCAGAUUUCGGUUUUGCGAGGACUAUGCCAAGCAACAAGUUGCUGGAAACCAAUUGUGGUUCUUAUGUUUAUACGGCACCGGAAGUUAUGGAUGGCAAUCACUAUGAUGGAGUCGCAGCCGACAUAUGGAGCAUGGGAAUAUGUUUGUACUCUAUGCUAUGUGGUAGGUUACCGUAUCGUGACGACGAUAUCGAUAUCCUCAGGUGCUGCAUGUCAGAAAAGUUACACUUCUUCAAAUAUAUUUCCAAAGAUGGUCGGGAUUUGAUAAAGCAGAUGUUGAAUAUCGAACCAGGGAAACGUCCAUCAAUAUCCUCCAUAUACAAACACAGGUGGAUGUGUAAACCUCUAAAAGGAACAGGAGAUUCAUUUGUAUCAGCUAUGGCUAUGAAGGCUGUUACCGAAAACCAUGUGGAUAUUGAUACAUCUGCUGAACAUGGUUUCAACUGUGACCAACAUAGUAAUAUAGUUAGAUUGUCACGUGUUAAGGAUGUUUUAUCAGCUGUUGCAGCGGUUCACGGCACUGGUACUAGUUCAGUUGACCUAACUAAAAUUCCACAGAUACCAGUUGAUUCAGCAGCAGCAUUUACAGGAGUUACUGGACCUGUUGGCAGAAAGUUAAGUGAGCAAUUAAUGGCAAUUACUGAAGGUUCAGCUCUUGAUAUUACUCCAAAACAAAGACCUGGUGUUGGCGGAAACAAAUUCAGCAAUGCCGUCAAAACAUUGAACAAAUUCAAGAAUGCAGCAAAAGUCAUCACCGCUAUGAACCGGUUCCGACGUGGUCCAUUGACUUCUAUUCUGAAAAUGCCACAGGAAAAAGCAUUGCAUAUAAUAGCAGAGAAACAUAUUGAAGACACCGAACACGACAAGAAAUUACUACACUCUUGUCUCGGUGGUAGAGUGGCUAAACAGUGUCUACAACAGAAACAUGAAAAAUAUGAAAUCCAAAUGAAACCAGUACGAGAACAUAUUGAAAAGGUGAAAGAAGAAACCGAGAAAAAAGAUUUGCUGUUCUCUACUGUUUGUCAUUUAAUACCUGAUGCAGCAAACUCUGAUAAUGAAUAAAAUGUUAAUCAAGUUA
This is a messenger RNA of Mytilus californianus (California mussel), 1669 nucleotides long. RefSeq names its product testis-specific serine/threonine-protein kinase 1-like. Gene Ontology annotation, cellular component: cytoplasm. The coding region runs from base 58 to 1653 and encodes 531 amino acids. NCBI's taxonomy places the organism in Eukaryota, Metazoa, Mollusca, Bivalvia, Mytilida, Mytilidae. The transcript is spliced from 8 exons. The record is from RefSeq and is a predicted model, not a curated record. Gene Ontology annotation, molecular function: ATP binding; protein serine/threonine kinase activity. Gene Ontology annotation, biological process: intracellular signal transduction; protein phosphorylation.